CCCCGAACAAGCUUGUGACGGCCAACGAGCGCAGACCGCGAAGGGGUCGAGGCACGGCGAUGCAACCGGUAGAGUUCUCAUUGUCCUAGGUGCAGACCUAGACGCAGCCCUAGACCCGAUAGACUGACAAGCGGACGAUGGGACUUGGAGGUCUCUCUGGCGAUAGGAAGCCGUGGAGGUGUAUUGGUUUUAUGUGAUUCGCCAGCUUGGGUUUGCCGGUGAGGAUUCGACGGGCAUGGAGGGUGUCGUCGUUGUACCUAGGGUGGCUGUGUCUGUGUUGUGCGUUUCUGCAGCUGGUGCAUGCACUAAACGCCGAAGAUACCGACCGACGUGGUGUUUGGCUGCGGCAUGACAUUCGAGAGAGAGACGACACAGAGACUGGGGCCUGUUUUCAUGAUAGGUAGGGCAUCUUCGCAAGAUGUCACGGUGGCAGUGACGCUCUUCUUCUGAUUGAGGAAAAGUUUGGACGAGGCGAUGAAGAGGAUGAAGAGGAUGAUGAUGAGGCGCCUUGGGAUUUGGGAAGCUCGACGCAGCAAGGGUCUCGAGUGUCUCCUUCCUGCCUUACCAAGCUCCUUCCUUUCCAUCCGCGCUCUUUCCGUGUCACACAUGAAGGUACUUGCCAGUCCCGCCCCCUCCCGGUCCCUUCCUUUCCCUGGCCGUCCCCGUCCGUUUCCCGUCGUUCCUUCCAAAACUUCAAGUAAUCCAAUAGAAAUGGAAAUGGAAAUGGAAGUCGCA
Colletotrichum acutatum is the source of this 735-nucleotide messenger RNA. RefSeq lists its product as uncharacterized. The transcript has a single exon. Lineage: Eukaryota; Fungi; Ascomycota; Sordariomycetes; Glomerellales; Glomerellaceae. The annotation marks the transcript as partial. The record is from RefSeq and is a predicted model, not a curated record.